Messenger RNA from Suillus clintonianus, 936 nucleotides. RefSeq lists its product as uncharacterized. The coding region runs from base 1 to 936 and encodes 311 amino acids. The transcript has a single exon. Lineage: Eukaryota; Fungi; Basidiomycota; Agaricomycetes; Boletales; Suillaceae. The record is from RefSeq and is a predicted model, not a curated record.
AUGUACGCACCACGCAGUUAUUCACAAGCAUCCCAGGUUUGCGAUCCAGACAUUCAAAGGAAGUACGAGGAGCUCGGAGUUGUAGCAGGACCCGACAGAAGCAUGGAUGAGGAACAAGAAAGGGAGGUAGUCCACGAGGUAGAGAGAGAACGUCAAGUUCAAAGACCGCCCAGGGUAAAACCUGCAGCUCAAGACCUGCAUGAGGACGUUCGUCGAUUCGUCAGGACAGGCCGAGUUCCCAAGGGGUCUUCUGCAUUCAUUCCAGCGCUAUCCUGCCUUGCCAACACUACUGCUGCAUUUCACGAACGUGAUCAGUGGGCACGCAACCUCUUUGUCACCCAUGACUUCGCUCGCACAGUGGGCCUCUCUCUUGUACAGAACGCAGAAGAUUAUCUCCGGCCCGUCAAUUGGAUCGUAUCCAGUAGCAUCGGAGUGCUAGUAGUCAUGAGCCCGAACGAAGUGAACACACUACUGCCUCGUAUCCGCAAAAGCAAAGUAGUUCACUUGUGCGUUUAUACUCCUCGCACCACACAAACGAUGCAGGCGUGUGAUGACCUUCGCCUCUACUGUGUUCCUUCGGCACCACAGCUGACACCAUCGGAAUCGCUGAUUUGCCAGCUCAACCUUUUUGCCGGCCAACUCUAUUUCUCCAGUUAUGAAAUGUAUAUCCGCACUUGCAGUUUCUUAGGGCUCAACGCACCGGAUCUAGGGGACAAGGAGUUGAUAGCCGACAGCGACGGGUUCAUCAGGGAGGAGAAUCGCCCUUCUGCGAGAGCAUCGUGCUCGUUCAAGCGAUCCCAGCUUCCUCCACUGAAGGAGUUGUUCGGAAUGAGGAGGAAAGGCGUGAGGUAUUCUCCAACUCAUCUCGGAAAGAUGCUCAAUGGCCGAAUUCUGACUGAGGAGGAUUUUCUCGACUUUAGUUCUGGGUCUAUUUAG